GGCCGCGCGCUUCAUGGGGCCGCGCCGACCCCGCUCGUGAGGGGCCGCCCUCUGCCCGCUCGGCCAGAGAGAAGGAAUCGCCGCGGGCUCAAUGGCGGGCUUGGCUCUCCGCCUUCCCUUGGUGGUGCGGCUGUGGCGACGGCAGAGCCUGCGGAGCUCCUCCUGGCCUCGGCUUCUCUUCCACCCGACGGUCCCCGGGAGCGCGGCAUGGACCGCGGAGGGGUGCGGGGUCGCCGCUUUGGCCCCCGGCACUCUUCACCGUGUGCCGCUUUUUUCCCGCCCCGCCUUCUCCUGGGCAGCCGCGGCCGCCAAAUCCUCGGGGAAGAAACCGGGCGACCCACAAGGAACCGAGCAGCCCCCGCCGGCAGGGCCCGACGAGGGCGCAGUCUCUGACGCUAAGAGGCUUUUGGCGUUGGCUUAUCCGGAGCGCUUGAAACUGUCAGCUGCUAUUGGAUUUUUGGCUAUUUCCAGUGUCAUCACUAUGUCUGCCCCUUUUUUCUUGGGGAAAGUUAUUGAUGUCGUUUACACAAAUCCAACUGGUGACCUUGCAGAGAACCUAUCCACACUCUGUGCCUUAUUAACUGGAAUAUUUAUGCUCGGUGCAGCUGCCAAUGGAAUACGUGUCUACCUCAUGCAGAUUUCAGGGCAAAGAAUUGUGAACCGUCUAAGAGCAACAAUAUUUUCUUCUCUCUUGAAACAAGAAGUAGCUUUCUUCGAUAAAACCAGCACAGGGGAGCUGAUUAAUCGCUUGUCUUCAGACACAGCUCUCUUGGGCCGUUCAGUCACUGAAAACCUUUCGGAUGGGUUAAGAGCUGCAGGACAGGCCUCAGCUGCUAUUGGGAUGAUGUUUUUUGUGUCUCCCAAACUUGCUACAUUUGUCCUGACUCUCGUACCAUCCCUGGCUGUCAUAGCUGUGCUUUAUGGAACGUAUUUACGAAAACUGUCUAGAAUGACACAGAAUUCCCUUGCAGAGGCCACACAGUUAGCAGAAGAAAGGAUUGGAAAUUUAAGAACAGUUCGAGCUUUUGGGCAUGAGUUAACUGAAAUGAAAAAAUAUGACAACAAGAUUCAGUAUGUUCUACAAUUGGCCAAAAAGGAAGCAAUAGCUGGAGCAGGAUUCUUUGGAGCAACGGGGUUAUCAGGCAAUUUGAUUGUGCUUUUUGUUCUCUACAAAGGAGGAUUACUGAUGGGUGGUGCCCAUUUGACUGUUGGUGAACUGUCUUCUUUCUUAAUGUAUGCUUUCUGGGUUGGCAUAAGCAUUAGAGGAUUAAGCUCUUUUUAUACUGACUUAAUGAAAGGUUUGGGUGCAGGAGGGCGCUUGUGGGAACUUAUUGAUCGCAAGCCACAACUUCCUUUUAAUGAGGGAACAGUAUUAAGCCAGGAUGCUUUCAGAGGUGCUCUUGAAUUCAAAAGUGUCAAGUUUGCAUAUCCAGCACGUCCAGAAACAUUGAUUUUUGAAGACUUUUCUCUCAGCAUGCCUGCAGGUUCUGUCAUGGCCCUAGUAGGCCCAAGUGGAUCUGGCAAAUCAACAGUUGUAUCUCUUCUCUUGAGGCUUUAUGAUCCACUCUCAGGAAGCAUUACUGUUGAUGGGGUUGACAUCCGUCAGCUAAACCCACUAUGGUUCAGGACUAAUAUUGGAACAGUAAGUCAGGAACCCACUCUGUUCUCAUGCUCUAUUGCUGAAAACAUAGCCUACGGCGCAGAGGAUCCAUCCACAGUAACUCUUGCAGAAAUUGAGAAAGUUGCCAAAAUUGCAAACGCUUCUAAUUUUAUCCAAAAUUUUCCAAAAGGAUUCCACACUUUAGUUGGAGAAAAAGGUAUUCUUCUCUCUGGUGGGCAGAAGCAGCGAAUUGCAAUUGCUCGAGCUCUUCUGAAGAAUCCCAAAAUUCUUCUUCUUGAUGAAGCAACAAGUGCUUUGGAUGCAGAAAAUGAGUAUCUUGUCCAAGAAGCAUUAGACCGGUUGAUGGAAGGCAGAACUGUUCUUAUUAUUGCUCAUCGACUCUCCACCAUUCAGAAUGCAAAUUCUGUUGCAGUUCUGGACCAAGGCAGAAUAGUUGAGUGUGGAAAGCAUGAAACACUGCUUGCAAACCCAAAUGGACUUUUCAGCAAAUUAAUGAAAAAACAGUCUUUUAUUCAAAAUAUUGAACAUUUUGCAUCUAAUUGAAAAAUAUCCUUUUUUUAAAAAAAGAAUGAAAAGGUCUAACUAGGGAAGGGAAAUGUACUAUUUCCAAGAAUUUAAAUUAUGUUUCAAUAAAUGUGUUGUAUAUAUUUUUCAGUGUACUUCAGAUAUUUGCAAAAAAUUAUUAUCUUAAGUUUUUUAUUCAAAGCUUUUAAGUUUUUUAUUGUGGUGCAAUCCAAGAGUGAAUUGUUUUUAAGAUUCUACAGUUGCUAUGUGAUUAAUGCAGGGGUGGAUAUACUUUCCAGACCCAGGUGACAUUGUAUAACCUGGUUACCUCCUUCCCAAAUCAAAGAAACUUAAGAAGUUUGCCAAGUUUUUGCAAAGGAUCUACCUGGGAGUACAGUAAGUAGCCCACUGCUGAUCCCUAGAUUAAUGGAUAUAUCAAGGAUGCUUGCAGAAUUUAAUUUUAUGAUUUGGCAGCCUACUUUGAAUUUUCAGCUAGUUUAUUUUCACGCCAAAUUUCUUUUCAUGCUUUGUCUUGCUAUUAAAUCAUUACAAUUUUAAUAAUUUUAUCAUUAUUAUGAAGAAAAACUAGAUUCACUAAUACAAAAACCCUCAUGGUUUGGUCAACAUUAAUGCAGCAAAUAUUAUUAGUCAAAGCAAAUUCUACCACAUCCCUGCUUUUAAAAUAUUUGAUUUCUUUAUGUUCCCGAUUGGAUAUCAAGAAAUAACUUAUCCAGCAAAUUAUGUUUUGCCGACAGUGUCUUGAUAGAUGUCUUGUCUUUUGUCUUUCAAACCACUCUCUUCCAUUUUUCCUUUACCUGUUGUCCUUUUUAAAUGAUCAGUAUUUUGUAGCACAGAAAACUUACCAGACCUGUUUUCUUUGAAGAUUCUCCUCUUAAGGGAAAACAACAAGACUUUGAAAAAAAUAAUUUUAAUUACUGGCAAACCUGGUCAGUCUGUUAACAUCUAGCUAGUCAACUGAUAAAUAGUGCUAUUUUGACUACAACUCUGCAAUAUAGAAGUAGAAUUCUAAAAAUCAGUGUUACAUUAGUUUACCCAUACAGAAACUCAUACUGCUUGCCAUUGUAUGCACAGAUGAAGGGAAAGGAAAGGAUCAUCAAUAUUGUAUUUUCAAACAGUUACAGUAUUCAGC
Messenger RNA from Notechis scutatus (mainland tiger snake), 3275 nucleotides. RefSeq names its product ATP binding cassette subfamily B member 10 (gene ABCB10). NCBI's taxonomy places the organism in Eukaryota, Metazoa, Chordata, Lepidosauria, Squamata, Elapidae. The record is from RefSeq and is a predicted model, not a curated record. Gene Ontology annotation, cellular component: mitochondrial inner membrane. Gene Ontology annotation, biological process: oligopeptide export from mitochondrion. Gene Ontology annotation, molecular function: ABC-type oligopeptide transporter activity; ATP binding; ATP hydrolysis activity.